Camellia sinensis is the source of this 657-nucleotide messenger RNA. The record is from RefSeq and is a predicted model, not a curated record. NCBI's taxonomy places the organism in Eukaryota, Viridiplantae, Streptophyta, Magnoliopsida, Ericales, Theaceae.
AAAAUGAUCUAUGAAUUUCUUCUAUUUUCAUUUUUCAGACUUGAAAAAGCCUGUUGCUGUCAUUGCAAGAAAGUCGCGAGUUGGGUCUUCUAGGAAUGAGGUCAAAACCUUGACUUCGAUCCUCACUGCUCGAAGUAAGAUGUUGAUAAUGAAUUGGCAGCCUGAAAUCAAUUCAAAGAUGAGAUCAAUUCUCAUAGACUGGUUGACAGAGGUUCACAGGAUGUUUGAACUAAUGCCUGAGACCCUUUACCUCACAAUUAACAUAGUUGAUCGGUACCUUUCAAUGAAUGUUGUCCCAAGGAGGGAGCUUCAGUUGGUCGGCAUUAGUUCAAUGCUAAUUGCUUGCAAGUAUGAAGAAAUUUGGGCACCAGAGGUCAAAAGGAUAAUUUUGCUGAAGGAAAGAGCUGAUUCAAGAUGAUGUGGAUGAGAAACUUUUGUAUAUUCUACAGGAGAGAGAGAGAGAGAGAGAGAGAGAGAGAGAAAUUUGUAUUUUUUUUUCAGCACUCAAUUGAGAAUUUGUAUGUGUGGAGAUCAUAUGAUAUGCUUGUUUUAAUUGGUUUUGGGCAUUUCUUGUGGAUAUGUAUGUUGGGUGAAUGACAAUGUUAAGUUGGGAGUCUUGCACCACUCACUUUUAUGUACAUUAAUGUAAUAGAAAGG